This is a messenger RNA of Phaedon cochleariae (mustard beetle), 3416 nucleotides long. NCBI's taxonomy places the organism in Eukaryota, Metazoa, Arthropoda, Insecta, Coleoptera, Chrysomelidae. The record is from the annotation of a GenBank genome assembly.
UUUCUGAUCGGGCUCGAGAACGAUGUGGAACACGAAACUUUUGCUGAUUGUCGAAUGAUACGACUAUCGAAAGCACAGUCCCGUUACUAAAUCAUGCCACACCCCCUCUACGCUUUAGGCACGCUAGCCACCCUCCUCUGGACAAUCGAAUGCAACCACUACAUCCGCCACAAAUCCCACAAGAACAAAUUCCUCAACUUUGAUGAGGGCGAUCUAACGCCCCUCUACGAGAUCCCCCGAGCCUCUCUGUUGAUGGAAAACGACGAAAUCUCGUGGCCUGUGAAGAAGGAGGCUGUGGUGGAAGGCGACUUGAUCCUCGGUGGUCUCAUGAUGGUUCAUGAGAGAGAGGACACGGUGACCUGUGGACCGGUGAUGCCUCAGGGGGGGAUACAAGCGCUGGAAGCGAUGUUGUAUACUCUGGAUAGAAUCAAUUUGGGAAAGACCCCUCACUUGCCAGGUAUCAGGUUGGGAGCGCACAUUCUUGAUGACUGCGACAAGGACACUUAUGGACUCGAGAUGGCGGUGGAUUUCAUAAAAGGUUCGAUAAGCAAUAUUGAUGGAGCGGAAUUUCACUGCAACAAGACCCAAAAGCGGAAAGUAAUAUCUGGAGUCGUUGGAGCAGCAUCAAGCGUCACGUCUAUUCAAGUGGCUAAUCUAUUACGUCUUUUCAAGAUUCCGCAGGUCUCAUUUUUCUCCACUAGUCCGGAAUUGAGCAACAAACAACGUUUCGAAUUCUUCUCUAGAACGAUACCUUCAGAUCAUUAUCAAGUGAAGGCAAUGGUGGACAUCGUACGGAAGUUGGGUUGGAGCUAUGUGUCAGUCAUCUACGAAGAAUCUAACUACGGGAUAAAGGCUUUCGAAGAACUGGAGGAUCUUCUAGCCAAGUUCAAUAUAUGCAUAGCCAUCAAAGAAAAGUUGGUCAAAGAUUCUGGAGUGGCUAGGGAAUCAGCGUAUGAUAGCAUCGUGCAGAAACUUUAUACCAAACCGAGAGCGAGAGGCUGUAUAGUUUUUGGUUCCGAUCAAGAAGUCGCUGAAUUGAUGAAGGCUGUCCGCCGAUGCAACGCCACUGGCUACUUCUCCUGGAUAGGUUCAGACGGUUGGAGUGCCAGAUCGCUGGUAUCCGGAGGAAACGAAGAGCAAGUAGAGGGUACUCUAUCCGUUCAACCGCAAGCCAAAGAAGUCGAGGGAUUCAAGGAGUACUUCUUGUCGCUCAGAGUCGAGAACAAUAUCAGAAAUCCAUGGUUUGUUGAAUUUUGGGAACAUCAUUUCAACUGCAAAUACCCUAACAGUCCCAAGACACCUUACAACGUCAAACUGUCUAGAUUAUGCAAUGGGAACGAAACACUCACUCAGAAAAACACUGUAUUCGAAGAUCAGCUCCAGUUCGUUUCUGAUGCAGUGUUGGCAUUCGCUUAUGCUAUACGAGAUAUGCAUCAGGAUCGCUGUCAAGGAUAUCCAGGCCUCUGCGAUGCCAUGAAACCUACCAAUGGUACUGAGCUACUCAGGUAUUUACGGAGAGUUGAUUUUGAAGGUUUGAGUAGAGAUCGAUUCCACUUCGAUGAAAAUGGAGAUGGACCAGCACGAUACAACAUAAAACAUUUCAAACAAGUCUCUAAAGGAAAAUUUGAAUGGAUAACGGUUGGUGAAUAUUUGGAAGGACUACUCCAGCUCAACAUGUCCGCUGUUCAAUUCAAAAUGGGACAACCAAUACCUCCAGAAUCAGUGUGCAGUUUGCCAUGUCUCAUCGGUCAAGCAAAAAAGUACGUGGAAGGAGAAAGCUGCUGCUGGCACUGCUUCAAUUGCACCCAGUAUCAAAUUCGUCAUCCGACAGACCCAACACAAUGCGAAAAAUGUCCUCAGGGUACUAUUCCCGAUAAACACCACAUCGAAUGCAUCGACAUACCAGAAGAAUACCUCCAACCAGACAGCGGGUGGGCCAUUGGAGCCAUGGCUCUCAGUUCCAGCGGCAUCUUCGUCACUAAUUUCGUCCUAGGCGUUUUCAUCAAGUACAACGAGACACCAGUGGUGAGAGCGUCUGGCAGGGAACUCAGCUAUGUGCUUCUCAGUGGGAUUCUGAUGUGCUAUAGCAUGACUUUCGCGUUGAUGUUGAAGCCCAGCGACGUAUUUUGUGGCAUUCAAAGAUUUGGCGCUGGCUUCUGUUUCACCGUCGUGUAUGCAGCACUAUUCACCAAAACGAAUCGGAUCUCAAGAAUUUUUGACGCCAGCAAACACACUGCGAAACGCCCAAACUUCAUUUCGCCACGUUCUCAACUUGCUAUAUGCACAGGACUCGUUGGAAUUCAGGUAUUGAUCAAUGGUGUUUGGAUGAUUAUCUCCCCACCAAGGGCGAUUCACCACUAUCCUACGCGAGAAGAUAAUUUGCUGGUUUGUUCUUCAUACAUCGAUGCUUCUUAUAUGAUAGCAUUCACCUAUCCGAUAUUCCUCAUAGUCGUUUGCACCGUAUAUGCCGUGCUAACGAGAAAGAUUCCAGAAGCUUUCAAUGAGUCAAAGCAUAUCGGUUUUACAAUGUAUACGACUUGUGUUAUCUGGCUGGCAUUCGUCCCGCUAUAUUUCGGAACAGCAAACAAUGUAGCUUUGAGGAUUACCAGCAUGUCUGUAACCAUAAGCUUAUCAGCCAGUGUAACAGUUGCCUGUCUUUUCUCGCCUAAGUUAUACAUCAUCUUGAUACGGCCGGAGAGAAACAUCAGGCAGAGCAUGAUGCCGAUGAGAUGCAGCGCAAUCAACAAAAACUCAACCAAUACAGGAACCGGAAGUAUGAUGGCAGCUGUCAUGGUGACUGCUGCCACUUGUGAUCAGAAACAGAACGUAGAUAAACAUGUUUCGCCGAUAGAAGAAGGAGAAAACGAUAUAUUCCAUCAGAAGAAUGAUGCCAAGAAAGACAACAGUACACAAACUCCAGAUACGUCGAAUGAGGUUUUGAAUGAUACUUGCAAAAUCAACAAUAACCAUAAUAUCGGAAAUGGACCCACAAACUUUUCACAGUCUGCUAUAUUCAAAGAUCGAACGUUAUAGCAAUCGAACAGUCUGUCUUUCACCAUGCUCAGAAAACCUAUUCAAGUGUAGAGAUAUAUUUUGUACAUAUCAAUGAAUUAAAAAUAUCAAGUAUUCAAUGUAUUCGUGAAGAAUUAUGUUAAGUGUAUGUCCACCUGUGAGCAAAAUUGAUGAUUUCAUUUACUCUUCCAAAAUAACACCUUCACAUAUACCAAAUAAAACUUUGAAGAAUACGGAAUUUAUUCAAGAAAAAUAUUGUGCUGAUUCAAGAUGAGAACCUCUACAGAUUCAAAGUAAAAUCAUCGAUUUUGAUUUCUGAGCACUAUGUAAAUAACUGAAUAAACUAUAUUUUUCACAUUGAUCAUUUCAUUUCAUGUGAAUGUUCCUACAACCCACAUGACUAU